This is a messenger RNA of Parnassius mnemosyne (clouded apollo), 1935 nucleotides long. The record is from the annotation of a GenBank genome assembly. NCBI's taxonomy places the organism in Eukaryota, Metazoa, Arthropoda, Insecta, Lepidoptera, Papilionidae.
AUGUCCUCGUACGGCGGUUCUGGUGCAUGGGACGGCGGCCCGCCUGGCGCUGAGGCGGAGUACGCCACGCAGCGUGCCCCGCCGCUCGCCGCGCCCAUGCCCACCACGGACCCCUGGACAGGCGUCAGCUACAGCACCUACGGCCAGCCUCACUACGAUUACCAGCAAUAUGGUGCCACGGGUUACGGUUAUAAUUACGAUUCCGGUUAUUAUCCUAGAUCUGACGGCUAUUACAAAUACCAAGAUUCAAGAAGUGCUUAUCCCGCGCCGCAAGCCAGUUACGAUUACUCUAGGCCCCGUGAGCGAAGUCGCUGCCCCAUAGAAUCCACGGAUUAUGAACAUAGACAAAAAUCUUAUAGAACCAAUUCACGUAGUGUAUCUCCAUUUGAGAAGAAGGAAAGAGCAUAUUCUAGAAAAAGGGAUAGUAGUUAUGAGGAAGGUACUAGAAGUAGACGGUCAAGAACUAAGUCAAAGUCAAAACACACAAAGUAUUCUUCUAGUGACCAUUCUAGCUCUAGAUCUAGAUCAUACUCCAGAUCUCCUUUAAAGAAAAAUAAAAAGAGGUCAUCCUCUUCUGAAUCAUCUGAUUCUGAUAAUUCUUUUAAGAAAAAAUCAAGUCGAGGAAGGGAUCAUUCUUUAACCCCACCAUUAAAAAGAAGUAAAUCUCAUUCUCGUAAUCAUUCUAAAACUCCUGAUAGUAAGAGGAAUUCUAGUAGCAGAUCCCCAAGUGUGGUAAGAGAAAAGUUGAGAAGCAAAGAAAAAUCCCAGUCUAGUAAUGAUAGGAAGCCGAGAAAUCGUUCAACUUCAAAAAAACAAAAGGAAUUAUCAGCUACCCCACCCAAAAUCCACAAAAAAUCCAACAGAUCAGCUACACCUCAAAUUCAUAAAAGGUCUGAACGGUCACUUACACCACCAAGGAAAUAUAAAGCUAAGGAGAAAAGGUCUGAAACUCCACCGAGGAAACCACGAGACAGUUCUAUUACACCUCCAAGAUGUUAUGCUAGAAGUCGCUCAUCUUCAAGUUUUGGCUCUCGAUCAAGAUCUUUGACUCCUAAACAUUCAAAGCGUAAACGUUCAUCCAGUCCAAAAUCAAAACAUUCCAGAUCCAGUUCUCUUUCCAGUCGCUCAUCUAGGUCUUCCAGACAUUUUAGAUCUAAAUCUAAACGUAAAUUGAGACAUAAAUCAUCGUCAAAGCGUAAAUCCCGCUCUAAGAGUCGCUCUACGCGUCACUCUAAGAGCAAAAGCAGGUCUAUGUCCCGUCAAAGAUCUUCAUCAAGAGGGAAAAGUAGACGCUCGGUAUCCUCGAAAUCCAAAUCACGAUCAAGGUCUCGCAGUUCACGAUCUCGCAGCCGCAGUGGUACUCCAAGCGAUGAUGAACGGCGUGGUCAAUUUACAGUGGAAGAUAGAAAACGCUUUUGGAAAAAGCAUAGAAGUCGACAGGAGGAAAAAGAAAAGGCUAAAUCUCCUGCAAAAGAAGUAAAACCACCGCCAGGUGCCGUUGAAUCCACUACUGUUGACGAUAUUGAGUAUGGAGACCCGCCUGAAGUAGAAGGACCUAACUUUGCUGAGCUUUUACCACCACCUGAACAAGUUAUGCAACAAGCAGCUACAUCAUCUAAAUCUAAACCUAUGGCAAUACCAAUUAAGAAUGAUGGCAGUUUCUUGGAAAUGUUUAAAAAAAUGCAAGAAGAAACUAAAAAAACUGAAGUUGUAGAGAAAAAGCCAGAAAUUAAAAAACCAGUUUUACCAUUUAUUGGGAAACGACGUGGUGGAAGGGUGCUUAAAACUGGUUUAGUGAAGAAAGCAAAAGCUAUUGAUGAGCAAACUGUGGACAACACUCCAAAAGAUGCAUGGUCACUAUACAUGCAGGAAGUUAAAAAAUAUAGAGAGACUUCUUGUGAGGAGGAAAGGAAGACACGGCCUCUUGUGAAAUAA